CAAAUAUCACCCUGUCGGCACCACCGCUGCUGACAGCCAGAACCUGGGGCCCAAUAUUCGGUCCCCCACAACUUUCCUCUCUGAAUUUGGCUCCCUGGGUACCUCAGGACAGCUAUAUCCCAGAACCUACAAAAUCCAUGACUCCCAACAGAUGGUGUGGGUCCUAACAGGAAAUUCUUUAACAGCAGUGCCUGCUAGGAACAAUGUCAAGCCUGUCAGCCUUAGCUUGAUAGCAUGUAGAGACACAGAAUUCCAAGAUACUGAAAAAGGUAAUCUAGUUAUCCUGGGAAUCGAGAGUCAAAGUCUCUGCCUCUUCUGUGCUGAAAAUGGGGGCACACCGACUUUGCAGCUUAAGAAUGUAGACAUCAUGGAAAUGUACAGUGACAACAAAGUACAGAAAGCCUUUCUCUUCUACCACAGCAAAGAGGGCUCCACUUCUGCCUUUCAGUCGGUCUCCUAUCCUGGCUGGUUCAUAGCCACCUCUUCCACAGCAAGACAGGCAAUCAUUCUCACACAGCAGAGGGGUGAAGCUCAUAACACCAACUUCUACUUAGAGCCUGAGGAUUAA
This is a messenger RNA of Cricetulus griseus (Chinese hamster), 568 nucleotides long. NCBI's taxonomy places the organism in Eukaryota, Metazoa, Chordata, Mammalia, Rodentia, Cricetidae. The record is from RefSeq and is a predicted model, not a curated record.